AUGGGGGCGCGAUUGAUCUUCCAUUCUUCUACGAAGAAGGAAUUGGACUUUCUUCAACUAAGGCAGCAACUCAAACAACGCAUCAGAAACAAUCAUGCCAAGGAGGUGGCGGUGUCUGUUCGUGACGGCUCAACUCAUGAGAAGAACAAGAUGCCUUGUGACAACUUCGGAUCGUUCUUUGGCCCCUCGCAACAUGCCAUUGCGCAGAGAGUGAUUCAAGAAAGCAAAGCUUUAAUGCCGGAGUUAAAGGUUUUGGCAUCUAGGGUUUUCAGAAAUUCCCAAGACCAGGGUAAAAAGAGCCUCAAGAUUCCUGUCGAUUUGAAACUCAAGUGUAAAAGCAUAAAAGAGUCCCGGGAUUACUCCUUUUUGUUCUCAGACUCAGACGAUGCCGAAAUUCCGAAAUCUUCAAAAGGAGAACCUGCACUUGGUAAAGAUUCUGCCCCAAAGCCAAAUGAAGAAAGAGAUCAGGGUUUCAGCGGGAUACGAAGAGGUUCUGGGAGAGAUUUGAAGACUGCAAGAAACCAAAAUCCGGAAGAGAAAGAGAGGCCAAAGAAGCCUUCUUGUGUGAUGAAGGAGAAGGAGAGACAUCGUAAGCGCUUUAGGGCGGAGGAGGAUGAGGAUGAGGAUAGUGUGAUGGUGUCCACCUUUGAUGACAUUCUAAGAGAAGAGAGGCAAAGUGAAAGAAUUGGCAGGAAGGAGGAUGAAAAAGAGCGGCUAUUGAUUCAGCAAGAAGAGAAGCAAGCUAGGUUGAGAAAAGCGAAGAAGCUGAGAGCAUCCAAAAACUGA
Prunus mume (Japanese apricot) is the source of this 786-nucleotide messenger RNA. NCBI's taxonomy places the organism in Eukaryota, Viridiplantae, Streptophyta, Magnoliopsida, Rosales, Rosaceae. The record is from RefSeq and is a predicted model, not a curated record.